AUGUGGCACGAAGAACAUCAUGAGAUGCAAUCCCUCAUAAGUUCACUAUUCAACUUAUAUGGUCAGCACCGGGCACUGGGACUCUAUAAUCUUAUAUUUCAAACACAUAUUUUUAUUGACGACGCUUUUGAUGAGACAUUUGAUUUAAAUGGAAACAAAAUAUUUACUAUAAAUUCAUAUGUUAUGAACUUAAUAAAUGUUAGCAAACAAGUGAAUCGUGAGAUGGGAUACAAGAGUAUCAGUUUGACUCAAAUGGACACUCCUUAUGGCAGACAAAUCCAUAUGCAUUUAGACCACAACUACAAACUGGUCGUUCACUUAAAGAACCGUAAUUUUGUUCGUAAAGGCAAACGUUGGAGUCAAGUAAUGUAUAUGAAUUUGGUUAAGACUUAUGUAAAGAUUAAUCAAUUGAAUGAAUCGGAUGUAAUAAUGAUAGCUCUGGAUGGCGACACAUCAUAUCCUCCAAAAUCAAUCUUUAAUAUUAUAGACACCGCUAUCAAUAAUACAGAUAUCGGUGCCAUAUCUGGUAAACUGAUCCCAAUUAGUAAUCAAAGACUAAAUUGGAUAGUAAUGUACCAAAAGUUUGAGUACGGAGUGUCUUAUUGGCUUCAAAAGACAGUUGAAAAUGUUUGGGGCAGUAUAUUGUGUAGUCCCGGUUGCUUUACAUUAUACCGGGCACAGGCUAUUUUUGAUGUCAUGUCCGAGUACUCCACGCAAUCAUACGAUGCAUUUACACAAAUACUAUAUGGACAGGGAGAGGAUCGUUGGUUGACAACAUUGCUAAUGAAGCAAGGUUGGAUAAUCGAGUACUGUCCACAAGCAAUGGCAUACACACACAGUCCCACAACAAUGGAUGAGUAUAUAAAACAAAGACUCCGAUGGAUAGCAUCGACAAUGAUUAACAAUUUGCAUCUAAUACUCAUCAGUAAAGAAGUGACAAAAUAUAGCCGAAGUGUUUCCUGGAUUUUCAUAGUCUACCACUCAUUUGUUUUCUUUGUUUCAAUUAUAACCCCUUCCAGUGUUAUACUUAUGUUAACCGGAGUUUAUAACACAGCCUUUCCAUUCUCUCAAUGGAUUUUAUUUUCCAUUAAUUUAACUAUUUUUUUUAUAGUCAGUGAUAAUGUAUUGACUCUCACUUUUGUUAUCUUUGUCUCUGUUUGUGUUGUCUUUACUUUGGCUGUUCUUUUACAUCCCGGAGACCUACAUAUGUCAGCAACAGUGCUUCCGGCGCUUAUAUAUUACGUGUGCGGACCACUGAUGCAUAUGCUUUUGCCCAUCUAUUCAUUAAUUAAUAUGAAUGUGGUUUCGUGGGGCACAAGAGAGAAAGUCAACGGAUCAGAUGCCAACACAUCUACUAAUGAUACUUUGUCUGACUUACAAAACAUUUGCUCUAAAUAUGUUUUUACUGAGUGUCACAUGACUACUACCGAAGCAGAUCUGUGGGAAAGUCUAGUCAUUGUUGAUAACAGUGUCCUAAAUCCCAAUCAAGAUAAUAGUCAAUCAACUAAAGACAUGAAAAAAUAUCGCCAAAAAUUAAUGACAAAACAACGUAACAAAUAUGCAUCAGUUUUAUUGAUAUUCAAUUUUAUAUUUAUUUUAACACUUGUUUUGGUUGAGUAUUUGGUUGACAAAAUCCACAGAUAUAGAGUUUUGUGGAAUUAUAUCAGUGAUAAACCAACUAUUCUUUCAAAUACAGAUUCAAAAUUAGCCAACAGUUCACUAUCCAAUGGUAAUAUCAAAUUAAAUAAAUUGACAACAAUUAACCAAGAUCAUGAAGAUAAUUAUGAGUUUAUUACAAAAUUUUAA
Molecule: messenger RNA, 1806 nt
Organism: Oppia nitens
Lineage: Eukaryota; Metazoa; Arthropoda; Arachnida; Sarcoptiformes; Oppiidae
Product: chitin synthase chs-2-like
Exons: 6
Coding region: 1-1806 (601 amino acids)
Cellular component (GO): cell periphery; cell septum
Molecular function (GO): chitin synthase activity
Source: RefSeq, a predicted model, not a curated record